Dromiciops gliroides (monito del monte) is the source of this 10438-nucleotide messenger RNA. It is a transcript of the gene NHSL2, whose product is annotated as NHS like 2. The record is from RefSeq and is a predicted model, not a curated record. Lineage: Eukaryota; Metazoa; Chordata; Mammalia; Microbiotheria; Microbiotheriidae. The coding region runs from base 1 to 3576 and encodes 1191 amino acids. Gene Ontology annotation, biological process: cell differentiation. The transcript has 8 exons.
AUGCCCUUCUACAAGCGGCGCGUGGUGCCAACGCGCCUGUGGCCAGCCCGUGCCGCGCUGCCCCUGCCGCUGACCGAGCUGCGCGACGUGAGCGGCGUGGCGGCCCUCAGCUUGCUUCGGCAGCUCGCCGACCUGUGCGGCCAUUCCCUGGCGCUGCUCGAGGAGCUCGAGGGCCACCUGCUGGCGUUGAGCCGCCGGACGGCCCGCCUGCAAGAGCGCACUGGCCGCCUGCACCGCCGUCUGCAGCACUCGGCUGCCCCCGGCCCUGCUGCGAGCCCCGAGCCAGCUGCCUCCAACUUGGGUCUUGAGAAUAAGAAAACUGCUACCCACCCCAAGUCGCCAUGGCAACAGCCAGUGAAUGUGUUCCUCUCCUCCAGCCGGCCCCCAGGUGUGGAGGAGCUGCAUCAGGAAGCUCAGCUUAAUCUCCAGAGCUUGCUGCAAGAAGAAUAUGAGGAACAAUAUUCGGAGGCCCGGAUUUCUGGACAGACCUUCCGCACUCCCACCCCAGAUGACCCCCUGGAGCCCGCUAUCAGCCCAAGGCCACAGUCUGCCAAGCGCCUGGAGUUUGUGUUGAUGCCCACGAGCCAAAGAGGGAACGGAGACAAGACCACCACGCAGGGUGUGAGGCCCCCUGAGUCCUCCCUGAGCCUGCCUGCCUCUCCAGACAAGCAAAACACCUGGAGUAGACCCUUCCCACUGCCCAUCCUGGAGGAGAAGAGGUGGCAUCCAUCGUGCUCCACCCAAGGCAGCAUCGUGCCCAUCAACAUCUCUGGACAGCAGUUUGAUAAACAUGCGAGUCUGCGACACUCCUUGUUUAACACAGAGACUGCAGUGAACCCCAAGUCCACCCUGAGGCGGCGACGGACCAUCAUUGGCUUCCCUCACCUCUCCUUGCGAGACCAAGGUCGGAGCAACGGGCAAGUCCACGCUGCUGAUAAAGAGUCUGCCUCCUGGAACACAACUCCAGAAGUGGCCAAUGGAAAGGGUGUGGCUGGCCAUGAAGCAUGUUCCCCAAAAGUGAUUUGCCCAGCACUGAGAAAGACGCCCAGUAACCUAGGACAGAGUGGCUCAGCUUCACCCAGCAUGGAGGGCAUGGGGAUGGUGUAUAGCGUCCCCUCUUCUUGCAAUGGACCAAAGGAUUCGACAUUCUCUCCUCCAUGGAAAGGAAGCUGCUUUAAUUACAUGAGCCCGACUAGUCCUGCUCCAGAAGACAGCAGUCAAGUCAAAGAAAAUGGGAAAUAUCCUUUGACAUACAAUUCUCAGGGGUCUCUAAAUGUCCUCAGCCCCGGGAACUUGGAAGAGACUGGCUCUGUUUCGGUUGCUCAGGAUGACCAGGCUUGCUGCCCUGAGUCCCCCACUCCGAGAAGCCAAGAGCCAGGGAGAGACUACAAAGGGGGUCCCCUUCCCAGCAACAGACCAGGGGAAGGGGAGCCCACGAGGCCAGAGUCAGACCCAAGUGCCUGUAGAUUCCGGGAGAGGUCACUCUCUGUGCCAACAGACUCGGGCUCUGUGUGCUCAGUGGAUGGGGGCUGUGGAGAGGACCAGCAGGGCAGCGAAACUGGCACCCUGGCCUACCCCAGUGCCAGCUCUGAAGGCAGUGCCAGUACCGACAAUGUCUCCUCUGUUGGAGCUGAGCCCAGACCAAGAAGGUCCAAGAGCAUCUCCCUCAAAAAGGCCAAAAAGAAGCCUUUGCCACCAAUGCGCAGCGUCUCCCUGGUCAAAGAUGAGGCUGUCCUCCAGCCAGAAGCUGGGCCCAGCUUGCCCAAGGACCAGAGGCCUAGAAGCCUUUGCCUGCCCCUUGAACACCAGGGACAUCAGUUUUCCUCCACAGAUGCUCAGGGCCACCCAGCUGUGCCUACUCUAAGGGAGACAGAAAGCACACAUUUCUCCCACCACUGGUAUCUCACUGACUGGAAGUCUGGCGACCCCUACCGGUCUCUGUCCAGCUCAAGCACUGCCACUGGGACCACGGUGAUGGAGUGUGUGCAAGUGAGGGGGAGCUCAGAGUCUCUGGCUUCCCCUUCCACCUCUAGGGCCACCACGCCUUCCCAGCUUUCCACUGAGGCAGAGGCUCGGGAGGUGUCAUCCCCAGGGCGGCCAACAGGACUGAUGUCACCUUCUAGUGGGUACUCAAGUCAGUCUGAGACACCAACACCCACCGUUCCCACCACGUCCGUGAUGCUCGGUCAUUUACCUCACACAAGCAGCAGUGGCCGGGUACGACCAGUGGUCCCAGAGAGAAAAUCAUCUUUGCCACCAACCUCGCCAAUGGAGAAGAGCCCCAAGUCACAGCUGUCAUUUGACCUACCGUUGACCCCUCCGGCCCACCUGGACACAUCGGGGAUGAAGAUCGCCCUCCGGGGCAAAGCCAAGGUGAGCCGGCAUCACUCGGACUCAACCUUUGGAGCAAAGUUGGCCCAGAAGACUAGCCCCAACCAGCCGAUCAUGCCUGUGGUCACCCAAUCUGACCUGCGCUCUGUUCGGCUGCGGUCAAUCAGCAAGUCAGAGCCGGAAGAUGAUGUUGAGAGCCCAGAUCCAGCUGAGGAGUCUGGGCUGGAAGUCUUCCCUGUGCUGGAGAGAAAGGUAAAGCCUCCAGUGGCUGAAAAGCCUUCAGUGGCCAAAAGGCCCCAGAACCUGCUUUCCAAGGAGCCUCUGCCAACCUCCCCCACCUUGCUCCUGACUACUGAGAAUACGACCAGCCAGGCCAAGCCCUCCCCUCAGGAUAUCUAUAUGGUCGUGCGGAAACCAAAGGCUCUCCGAACUCCCAAUAGCCAGAGCCCAGCGGCAGGUCCCUUGGAAGAGGAGCGCCCCAAGACGAGGCCUCUGCCAGAGAGAGUCAGUGUCCAGAGUCUGGCUGAGGUGGAGAGAAGAAGAAGCAAGGUCCCCCCUCCCGUGCCCAAGAAGCCUAGCGUGCUGCACCUGCCCACAGCCCUGCCCCUCCCCCAGCCGGGGGCCACUGCGGCUGAGCCAAAGCUUGUUCCCAGUCCUAUCAUCACCCUGGAUGAAGAUGUCAACUCUCAGCUGAGCCCCGAUGGCCUACAGGCCCCAAAUGCCAAGGAGGAGCUCUUUAAGCCAGUGGCGGACAGCGGGAUUGAGACAAGCCUUCCAGGAAGUUUCAUGGAACAGAGCACUGAAGAAAAACAUUUUGCAAGUGACAAAACAGCAGAAUCCAUAGCAGAAGAUGAUGACGAUGUAUUUGUGGCAUCUCGUACAACCGAAGACUUAUUUACAGUCAUACACAGGUCUAAAAGGAAGCUGCUUGGCUGGAAGGAGCCUGGUGAGGCCUUUGCCAGUGGCAGAUUAAGUUCCCAUUCGACAGCCAAGAACCCAGCUGGCUCUCCAACCAGUGAGGCUGCCACCAUGGGCAGCAGCAGCGGCGGCGGCGGCAGUGGCAGCAAUAGAACCAGCAGCAGAAAUGAAGACUUCAAGGCUCUACUCCAAAAGAAAGGGAGCAAGAGUAGCCUGGGCUCCCGGCCGUCAGCGGCAGAGCUGCUCAAGACCACCAAUCCCCUGGCUCGCAGACUUGGCUCGGAGUUUGCCGGGGACCAAGACAGCACCAACGUGCCUGGUACCUAAGCACUUCCAGGAUGGCUUUGGGGAUGGGGAAGCUGGGAAAGACUUCAGAAAGGCAACGGUGAAAAAGAGAAAAACAUGAACUCAGAACCUGGACUAUCUGGACUUCAGGGAAUGUCCCCCUGACAGCUUCUUCAUCUUGAGCUCAAACUAGCAAGAAUUUCAAUGAACUUCCAACAUUUAAGGUUUGAUCCUUAUGGUUCUGUCAUUAUUGACCGCUGAUGAUCCUGCUAGUGUUUUGGUGCCAAGGGCACAGGCACCAUGUUGGAAAUUCCUGGAUGGCCUGAGUUAGCUCUUCUCCCACUAGGCUCCCUUCUUAUCCUGGAUGAGGCUUUCCAGCCUGGUGGGAAGCAGUAGGGGGUAGGGCUCCCUCCAUUCACCUGCCUCGCUCUAACGUUCUUCCCUCUUUAGUGUGGAGAUGCCAGAAGGACUGACUUCUUUUCGGCCACCAUCCGAAUUCUCCCCGACAGAGUCGGCGGGGUCAAUAACGCAAAAAGUUAUUCUUUCCUUCAAUGUCCUAUCUCUUUCCGAUUGCUUUUCUAUACGGAGAUCAGGGUGAUGAGUCCAAACAAAUCUCUCUAUUUUGGUUUUGGCUAAGACAGCCAAAUAGAGUCAGUUCCAUUCGGGUUGCUUUGAAGUACCAAGCUUGUCCAAAGUGACAGUCAUUGGUUCAUUUAAAGCACCUCUCUAUGAUGACUCCCUACCAUUUCAAAUGUUCCUUCGUCCCCAGUGACAGCAAGGGACGGCAAGGGUCUGUGCCGAAAUCCAGUGAGCACACUGGAAGUCCCUGCUAAUGCUGCAUCCACUUUCAUUUACACAAAAUCAAAAGAAUAGAGGUGGAAGGAAGGAGGUGAAAGAAAACCAACCUAAAUGAGGAUAAGAAAUCCAUUGGACUUGUGGUAUUUUGUAAAAGAUAAAGAAGUUGCUAUUCGAGAAAAAAAAAUUAGGGAGAGGGACAUUAAAACAUGAUAAUGCCAAUUUAAAGGGAGCAAUCCUAUUUUAGUCAAGUAUUUCUGCUAAUUAAGUAUUAUGCUCCCUUGUUUCCACACUGCUAAGGGACUGCAAGUGCUGUCAGCACCCUUGAGAUCCUGGUGUCCUGGCACAAAGCCCCAGCUGCCUUGCCCUAGUUACAAGUAGAUCUGUUUCUAGUUGGUGAUGACCAGUAGUGAAAUGGGGGAAAAGGCAGUUAGGCAUGUAGCUAGGGAAGAAACAAGAAGACAAGGGCAAGGAGCACCAGCUGGAGAAUGAUCUAGAGUGGGGUGUGUACCAUCAUCCCCACGGAAUAUUGUCCAACAAAAGUACUACAAGCCCCAAAUGGCUUCCUGGGAGUUGCCACCUUCCUGCUGUUCCAUGGCACUUGUGAGAGCUCAAGUCUGAUGGGAUCCUGGGUGGUAACAGAACAGCUCCCACUGGAUCCUCUGCCUAUGGGGCACUUGCCUGCUGUCACUGAGCGAAAGGAAACUCCCCAAUGGGGGGGGGAGCCCAGCCAACUGCCCAUAAAGGCCCAUAGGGCUUGGCUACACAAGCCAGUUGAAAAGCCCCUCCUCACUGCCCCCUUGUUCUAGAGAGAUGCCAGGCCUGCCUGCCUUCAUCCCACACAAGAGGGAGGGAGCAGAACCAGUUCUGGAAGACAGAGGACUGCUUUGGUAGGUGAGGGGGCCCUACACAGCAGGCAGACAACAAAGAUAUCUGGGGCUCGACGAGGGUGAGGCCAAUGAUUCCUGACCCAAUACCAGGUACCCCCAGGACAGCAGCUCUGUGUGGCCUCUGGCUUGGGCAGACUUGACUCUCCCCUCCUCCCAGGCUCUCUCCAGUGAGGCUUGUUUGGCCAUUAGUAAUUGGAGAAAGCUGGCUGUGGAUUUGGCACAUCUAUAAUAGCUUCCCUCUUUCUGCAGCCCCAAGCUCAAACUGUGUGACUGCCUAUGUCCUUGCCCCAACUUGUGGGCACUCAAGGAACACCAAUGUACUGGUGUGAUUAAAGCCCUCCAAUAUCCUUGGAGCAAACAUUUCAUCCAAUAUCCUGGGCUAGGAGUCGGGGGCCCUGGCUUAUAAUGCCAGCUUGGCUGCAAGGCCUCCUCUCCUCUGGGAAAUGAAGGGGCUGAGUUGGCUCUGAGCCGAUGCUCUCUCUCCCAUUUCUUUGGAGUGUUGGGGCUUGUGUCCAUUAUCUCAUUAGACGCUCAUAGCGCCCCUGGGAGGAAGGUUAGGGCCAGUAGGAUGGCUUCUCCCCAUUUUAUGGAGGAUCAGAUAGGUGCAGCAGCUAAUUAGUGGGAGUGCAGGGGCCUAAAUGGAGGUCUCUGCCUCAUGCAAAGAACCAGAACUAGUAGGUGCCAUGGGCCACGCCUCCUCUCCUUGGUGCCUGAUGUUCCUGCACCUCUGCAGCUCCACUGGACUGGUGGGGCCACUGUCCUCAGAGGACCACCACCGCAUCACCCUUCUUUCAUGGCCUGAUGAGGGACUGUACACUGCGUUGACCACUGUGCCCACCCUCAACCUUGCUCAAUGGACUGACUUUGUCUUCAUUACUGCUGCGCUCUUGUACCAUAUUCCUCCUGCCCCAGAGGCUUUUUUCCCCGCGGUUUGGACACAAGUUUUGAGCGUCAACACGUUCAGGGAAGCAUUCGUGUGUCCCCGACUGUUUAUGGCCUUCUACUACAUUGUGGAAAUACAUGUAUGAGCUUGUAUGCUAAAGCAGUGUUGAGACGAUUGUAACCAUUGUUCUAAACAUGUCUAUUUGUACCCUCCCUUAUAACUUAACUAGUCAAUGGAAAGACUUGUUCCCCAGUUGAUGGAUGGGGCUCUUGCCCUCCGAUUUCCUUUUGCUGAUGUAUGUGCUCAAGUUUUCACAGCGAGGUAUAAUUUGCCCUUCCAUCAGUGGCAGUGAGAGGCAGGUGGUGUGGUGCAGAGAACCCUGGGUUUGGCUUCAGUCCUAGCUUUGUGCUUGAGGCUACCCAUGUGACCUUGGACCCGCCCUUUCCCUUCCUUGGACCUAAGUUUCCUUCUCUUGAUGAUCUCCAAGGUCUCUUCUAGCUCCGAUCAUUCUAGAAACCAGUCAUGGCCUCAGAGGUUCUUGUCCUCCAUUAAACACUCAGUAAUGGAUUAGGCAUUCUCUGGGCAGCAAGGGCUUCUGGUCCUUGUUCCCAGUUCAUUGCCUAUGCUUAUGUGUUAGUGAAUCCUCAAUCUUGUCAGGAAAUGUUGUUUGAUUCCUCAAAAGACACCUAUCCCAACAGGUAAGACAAAUCCAAGCCAAUCUGAUAAACAUUUCUUAUGCACCUACUAUGUACAGUGCAUUGUGCUAGGUACUGGAGAUAGAAAGACAAAAGUGAAAAUAAAGGUCCUGACUUAAUGGGGUUUCCACUCUCCUGGCCAGGGCCCACCACUAUGAUGUAGGGAAGAGAGGCCUAGGUCAGGAGUCAAAGGGCCUGGCUUCAAAGUCUGCCUUUGACACUUCCCUUAGCUAUGUGACCUUAAGCCAGUGAGAGGCUUGGGCAUGAAAUCCAGGCUUCUCUGAAUCUUAGGAAGUUCAGUUUGAUUCAAUGCAUAUUUAAUGAACCUAACUGUUCUCCAGGCAUGAGCUAAGCCAAAGUAGCUUGAAUCUGGGAAAGGCCCAGUCUCCUGUCUGCCUGGUUUUUCCCUCAAUCGUCUCUCUGAUCCCCUCAUAGUCUCCCCCUUCCUCCUUAUCCUGCUCUGGAGGAAGGAUCACUAAGGUAACACCCUCUACUAGUCAAUAUCACAUCUAGCCAGGAAUUCCCAACAGUGGUACCAAAAGCCAGGGAGCAAGUGUCACUCUGUUAACACUGUGUAAUUAAUGUAGAAAGAAGAUCAUUCUCCAUUUAAUUAGGAUACCGGAAGCACUGAAAAAGUUUCGGAUGUGUCCCAGGUGGGGAAGGUGGAAUUGUCCCAUCGCCAUCCAUGCCUCAUGGGGGCGGCCUUCCAUUUUACUUGGAGCUUCCUCCGCCCAACAGAAGUACCGAUUUCUUCUUUCCCCAUGUUCUUUGGAGUUGUCACCACCAGUCCUUGCAUUGAUUUCUUCCUUCCACAUUGUCUUCAAGUUGAUGUGUAAAGGAACCCUCCCCCAUACCCCAGCCUCCUCCCUCCCUUUGCCUGUAUAUGGUGAGAUGCUGCUGGUAAAGGUAUUUUGCCUCAGAGACAAGAGCAGUCUUAGCAAAAAUCUAGCAAAGAAUGUGUAUUGAACACCCAAAUCAGCAAGACAUAGAAGGGUUUGCCAAAUAGAGUGUGGAGUGUGUGUGGGGGGAGACUUUUAUUUUAUUUUUGAGGGACAAUAUAAGUGAUCCCAGCAGCUAACAGGGAGCUUGUAAUAAAUUCUAAGCAGACAAAAGCUUCCUGGGGCCCCGACUCAAUCAAAGUGACCUCGAGGUCAUCAGCAUAAGUACAGUGCAGAUGGUAACCUUUCUGUGCCUCAGUAGCCCCAUUGGGCUUUGGUGAGUUGCUGAGACCAAAACCCUCCAUUUCCCUCCCCCACCUCAGCCCAGUCAGGUUUUUGCUGCUGAAUCUCUCCACACUUAGCCCCACCUGCUGUCUACAAUGGACACAUAGUUAGUCCAUAGCCAGGGCCAGACCAGAACCCUUUCCAGCUUUUUUGGCCCUUCCAGAGUUUGGGCCCCACUAGCACUGCCUUCAAGAAGCACCAAGAGACUUCCAUAGAGAACUUUAGCACAUACAUCCCUCCAACAGAUCAAUGACCUCACACAUGUGGGAUCACAACCCCUCCAAGCCUGUCCAUCCUGUGCAAUGCUUAUCUAUGUCCUCCCAUUAAGUUCACUACAAGAGGUCCACUCAAUAUGCUAGGGCCCUUCCUCAUGUUCUGUUGCCAUUGUGAAGAUACCAAUGGAAUACUCAUUGGCACCCAUGGACUACAUGAGACCUUAAAAAACAAGUUACAUAAGCUUUGAGCUCCUGAUCAAUGACUCUUGUAAAUACCAUAUACAAAAUAUGAGCACGAUGCUGCCGAAUGACUUCCAAGAGUGAGGCAAUGCUUUAUGCAUUAUGCUACUGGGCUUGUAGCUGACUCACUGCACAAAUAGGGUACCCAGGGUGAAUAUAAAGGGAUCCUAGAGUUAAUCAGUUUUACUGGGCAGGAGCCCAUUUCUCUCCUAGAAUGAGGAGUGGAUAAGGGUGAGAAUGGAAGUGGAACACCAAUACACCUGAGAACAGAAAAGGGGGAAUUUAAAUGACUCCCAAUAUCCCUUUUUCGGGGACUAAGUCUUAAGGUACUUGUAGCCUAUAGACUUUAAGCUUUGUUGCAUUUCAAUUAGGUUGAAAUUAUUUCCAGAUACCUAAGAUAGGAAGGCUGUUUUAGCUAGAUUUUUCUUUGUAUGUGUAUAAAAUGAAAUUAGUUCUUGAUUUGCAGUAAAAGCUUUCUUUCCACAACACUCUGACUCCAGCCAAAUGAUAGCUCCCUCACACCUUGCACUUCCCUCUCCUGUGAUUGUGAUCAUGAUAACCAGAGAGCUAUAAAUCAUGCAGAACUACAACUAGGGCAGGGCAACUAGGUCUUUGCCCUAGGGAAUGGAAAUUUAGAGACUGUUGAUCUGAAGUGUAGAAAAAAAAAGUGAACUUAACAUCAUCAUGUAAUAUAGGAAGCUAUUCCAUGGCAUACUUCUUCCCAACUAUUGUAUUCUAAGUGAGCUUCCUCCCAUGCAGUAUGGUAUCUUUGCUGGUAUCUUUGCUCCUAUCCCUCCAUGAAUGGUUCCAGGUGUUAAAAUUGCUAGUUACAACUCUGAAACUAUCACAUGAGAACCAGUUGUUUCAUGUCAGAUGGAACAUGGUCACUGCCAUCAUCACAUUUCCGAAGGGCUGUUCUAGAGAGACAGGAGGAGAUGCAGAACGAGAAGUAGUGAGUAAAAGUUACUUGGAAGCAGAGUAUAAAGAAGGACUUUCUUAGUUUCUGGACAGGUUCAAACAGAGGCUGUGGGAACAUUUCUCAGAAAUAUUGUUUAGGGAAUCAACCAUUCCAACCCUAUAUGUCUAGGAUCCUGGAUCCACCUUUAGAAAUUACUUUGGUCAUCAUCACGGCUAAGUCCCAAGCCAUCUACCAAUUGCCCAAAAGCUCAGAUAGUAUUAUUUCUGAUGUUAAGUCAAGCAGAUUGGAGCACACGGAUACAUGUCAUCUGAUGGAUUGCCCUGUGAUCAGCUGGCAAAUUGUCAAUUCUGCCAAUCAAGCAUGCUGGCUGUGUGUCACUGCAUUAAGAGUAUUCCAUCUUAGGAAUCUGUUUACAAUGCCAAAGAUCAUAGAGCUGAAUGGGACCUCCUUGUGUCACAGAUGGGGAAACUGAGGUAAAACAACUUUAUAAGCUCAUAUGGUGACUCUCCUGUUCAUGGUGUCAGCUUGUUUGGCAGGGAAAGAUCUUUUCAUUCUUGUCUUCAUUUGAAUGCCUAAUCCUUGGGAGCAACAGGCAAAAGUGGUAUUUGAUUGCAACCUCUUGCCUUAGUUAAAGCAAUUUUCAAAUGGUCAAAUUCAAUAGCAACCUUAGUUUCAGUUCAAUGAUUCAAUGAUUCAAUAAACAUGUAAGCCCUUGCUCUGGGUCAGGCCCCACACUAGGCUCUCUUACAUGAUAUUUGGCUGAGUCUCUGGCCAGUUGCCACCUUAAAGUGCUCGGUAGCUCCCACCUUUACUGGCUGGGACUUUGCCACACUCUGGAGACUGACUUCAUUUUGCUCCCUUUGCUUUUCAGUCUCUAAGUCCGUCAGAUCUUAGGCAUGCAUCGUGCUCACUGUACUCAUCAUCCCAAACUUAUAUCAAUCACGUGGUAGUGAAUGUAAGCCAUUUGUGUUUCUUGAUCAAUUUUACAUUAUAAAUUGUCUAAUCAUGUUUCCUCUGGCUGAUAGUAAAAUGAUAUUCUCUUUU